Molecule: messenger RNA, 1547 nt
Organism: Armigeres subalbatus
Lineage: Eukaryota; Metazoa; Arthropoda; Insecta; Diptera; Culicidae
Product: probable cytochrome P450 308a1
Exons: 4
Coding region: 1-1518 (505 amino acids)
Molecular function (GO): monooxygenase activity; heme binding; oxidoreductase activity, acting on paired donors, with incorporation or reduction of molecular oxygen
Source: RefSeq, a predicted model, not a curated record
AUGAUCGCGCUGUGUAUAGUACUCGGACUGUUGGCCAUUUGUUUCUACUUCAAAUGGUCUUGCAGCUAUUGGCGCCGGCUUGGUAACGUCGAUGGACCUGCACCAUGGCCCGUCUUUGGAAAUGCGUUUGAGCAAACAAUCGGUGUUAAACAUUUUGGAGAGAUUUUCGGGGAAAUCUAUCGGUCAUACCCAACGGCAUCCUGGGUGGGAAUCUACGAACUGUUCAACCAGCCUGCCAUCCUCGUUCGGGAUUUGGAGUUGGUGAAAGAAGUAUUAGUGGGAAGCUUUCAGCACUUCAAUAAAAAUUUCUUCGAGAUAGAUGAAUCGACGGAUCCGCUCUUGUCGUUGAAUCCGUUCACCCAAUCCGGCGAUCGAUGGAAGGAACGACGUUCUCAAGUGAUGCCGGUCUUCACCCAAAUGAAGAUUCGCUCUUGCUUUCCUAUAAUAACUAAUGUGGCAGGAAAUUUCUUAGACUACAUCACAAAAACCCGCGAAAGCAAUCCUGACUUUGAAGCCAAGAAUAUUUGUGCCAAAUUCGCAAUAGAUUCUAUUGCCAGUUGUGCUUUCGGUAUCGAUGCCGAGUCGUUCACCAAUCCGCAUUCCGAGUUUCGUCGGGUGGGCUUCGAGUUGUUCCGACCGAGUUCAAUUCUGACUACGAUACGCAUGCUGCUGGUACUGUACGUCCCAAAGGUGGCUAUCCUACUACGAAUACCUUUCGUUCCCCACCACGUAGACCGCUGGUUUCGGAAACUGGUGAACGAAAUGAUCCGUCAGCGUAAGGAAGGCGAAGUUGAACGCCAGGACCUGUUUCAAGCCGUAUACGACACGCUCACACAGAACGGUACCGUAGAUGUGAAGAAUAAUGCAAUCGUUGGUCAUUCGUUGACGUUCUUGACCGAAGGCUUUGAGACAUCCAGCACAAUGAUGUGUUACUUUCUCUACGAGCUGGCCGCAAAUCAGAACAUCCAGGAUCGCGUGCUGCGUGAAAUCGAUUGCGUACUGAAAGAAUACAACGGUAGUUUAACCGAUGAAGCCGUUAACAAACUCCACUAUAUGGAUCGGGCAAUGUACGAAACGUUGCGACUACACUCCACGGUUUUUACAUUGAAGAAAGUAUGCACUAAAGAAUAUGAGCUGCCGCCCCAGUACGCGGAUAACCAAGGUAAGCGGAUGGUUUUAAAACCUGGAAUGUCGGCGAUUAUUCCAGUGCAUGCUGUCCAUCUGGACCCAGACAAUUUUCCCAACCCAUAUCGAUUCGAUCCGGAUCGGUUUUUGGACGAAAACCGCAAAGCACGCCAUCGAUAUGCGUUCCUGGGAUUCGGAGAGGGUCCUAGGAUAUGCUUGGGCAUGAGGUUCGGAAUGACUCAAAGUAAAAUCGGUAUGGCAACCCUGCUCAGUAAGUACAGGGUGGUUCAGUCGGACAGACAAGAGCUACCGUUGGGAAUAUCCCGACAGUCAUUUCUACUGGCUCCCAAUAACGGAAUAUGGGUUAAUUUUGUAAAACGACAUUUAUCGUAAGUUGAUAUUCAGAUCAUACUUCGGAAAAU